Messenger RNA from Fusarium vanettenii 77-13-4, 3237 nucleotides. RefSeq lists its product as uncharacterized. NCBI's taxonomy places the organism in Eukaryota, Fungi, Ascomycota, Sordariomycetes, Hypocreales, Nectriaceae. The record is from RefSeq and is a predicted model, not a curated record. The transcript is spliced from 7 exons. Bases 1 to 3237 code for a protein of 1078 amino acids.
AUGGCGCCUAUGGAUGAACAUCUCAUUGCCGAUAAUGGCGACCACAUGGAUAUUGAUAUCCCUGGCGAUAGUAAUAGGGAUCCUAUGGAUGCCGAUGGCGAUGGAAACGAUCAGAACAAGAAUAACGACGACAGCGAUAGCGACAGCGAUGUUGAUGGCAGUGAUGACGGGCCUCAGUACAUCUUCUACGAUCGUGUCGAUGAGAAUGACGAGACUGAUGACGACGGAAUUGGAUCCGACUGCGAUGGCGACGUUGAGGAAUUCGGCUUCGAUAGCGAAUUUGAAAUCGACUUCGAGAGCGACGCUGAUAGCGAUAGCGAGGAUGAGGAUGAGGAUGCCCGAUCCGCCCCCUAUAUUGAUAUUGGAAUCGGCCUCGAUGGUGACCCCGAUGGCGAACCUGAAGCCGACAGUGAUGGUGACAUCGUUGUCAGCGAUGCCAAUGGCAGCGAGAAUGACAACAGCGGUGCCGAUGUCAACGCCAACACCGAAGCCAACAAGAAGGAUGCAGACAAAGAUCCGGAACCUCGUGUAUUCGACCUCCAAAAGGCCCUUGACAAGAUGUCCAGCAUUGACAUGGGCGAUGACGAGGCCGUUGAGAAGAUGAUUGGGGAUGCAAUUAGCCCCUCGGAUCGCCAGUCCAUGGAGAUGAGUCAGGAAAAGAUGGACGGGAUUAUAUCCAAGCUACCAGACAAUGCUGAAGGACUCGACAUGGUGGAGAAUGAGCCCGAGGUCAGGAGAUGUAUAGAGAAGUAUCGAGAACGACUCCGAUUCUUGAUCAUGUGGCUGGCGAGGUUGAUGCUCGCGAUUGGCGACUGCAGCAACGUUCCCCAGGACAUGAAGCCAUGGGUCAUCUUCACCGUGGCUAACGCCUCGGCGGAGUGCCGGGAGCGACUCCUCAACGUCCUUACCCAACCCGCAAUUCAUCCCUUGCACUAUCAAUAUCUUCUCGGCAAGGACAGAUGGACGCCGGAUAUGUUCAAGGGCGCCCCGAAGAUCGACCUGAAGAAUCCCGACGAGGCUGGAGAUUGCACAUCGACUUACCUUGACAUCGGGCGACGCGAGGACGGCACAUACUAUAUAGAACGGCAGUCAACGGUGAGGACCAAGGGCGCUCAAGCCCUCUUGGUGCAUGAACUGUUCGUGCAAUGCAUCGAGUACUCCUUCAUGGCUCUCUUCCGCUUCCCUAUUGACAUGGAGGACCCGGUCUACCCCAUGUGUGCGGCGCUGGCCCCUGUCGCAGAGAACCUCAUGAUGCUGUUGCUAAACAGCUUGACCACCACGCGUGUCCCACGACACAGCCGAAACGUGAGAUACCAGGCCAUGAGCCAAGCCUUUUUGGUGGCCCUCAGCCAAGAGGUGGUUUUCCCAGAUGGCGGAUGGGUUGGUGCCAACGUGGUACUACCCAUGGUCCAGACUACAGCAGCUAUCUGGGCCCUUCGCCGCAAGCACCGCCGGCUGGUGCUGUCGCCCGAGCUUGAGGCCAAGCUGAGGAAGCGUUUUGACGAGACAAGGGACUUGACACUUCUGCCGAAAGAGUGCCGCGGCCUUCUCGCCCUGGAGAACGCAUCGGACACAGUGGCGAAUGUGCAGGCCCUCCAAGCUCUGUAUGCCGCCAUCCUCCGGGAGCACAACAAACAAUUUCUGACGUCCAAAAUGCUGCUUUUCAAGAAGCGUUGCAUCCUCGUCUCAGCCAUGAUCGAGGAAGCCGAGCACGAGAAGCUAGCGAACGGCCCUCAUGCCGACGGUUACUACCGCCUCGACGUAAGCCUCCUGAACUGGGGCCAUGUAUCGCAGAGGGCUCAGGACAAGGCGGGAGAAGAGCUGUGCGGGUACUUCACCACCGCAGCUGACUGCCGCAAUCUAUUCAAGGGGGGCAAACAUGACUUCUACAAAAAUGCGAUGCAUGAGAAGAACUGGGAGGCUCUUCGACGGGGUGUUCCUGAGACACUAGAGAACAUCAAGACCGAGCCAUCAUACCCGCUUCCCAUUAGAAAGAGGCUUCGAGAGAUUUGCCAGGCCAUUGUCUACCAGCACCUGGCAAAACAAGGGUGGAUCGAAGAGACUCCAACGAAAGCCCAACUCGAAAACCGUCAGGUGCACAACAAAGAGCGUCUACUGAUUCCUAUUAUCAAACGGCUCAAGCAAGACGUUGGCCUCAGCACCUCAGUGAAAGCCGCAGACGGGGUUUGGGACAGCGAAACGUUGAAAAGCAGAGUUGUCAACAUGAUCUCCCGAGUCAUCAAGGAUCUCAAGGCUGGCUUGACUCGAUCCGAUGCCGACCUAUGGGCCAACCUGAAGGAAGUCGACUCGAAAUGGGCCGAGCCUCAAGCCGCCGCCACAGACAUCGGCAUAUUGCUCCCUGAGCUCCCCCAGCAACCCAUGCGCCAAACACCCCAACCAUUGCCUCCAAGCAAUGAUGACCACCAGGACGAAACCUUCCAGUUGCUUCUAAGCAAACAUGUCAGCCCAGACAGGAUCUGCAAUGUCAAUCAGCGUGCACGGCUCUACAACGAAGGCAGGGCCGCGGACGACACUGUGUUGCUUCCAGACGAUAUGCCAGCCCCUGGACAAGUCCCGUUCAACCUCUGUGGCCCCGAUGGGGAACCUCUACCGGAAAGAGGGUUCACGUGUGAAUCCCUCGAACCGCAGUCUCGGCACGGCCUAACACCAAAGCUUGCUCAACGCACCGGUGGAGAAACUCUCAGAGGGAAGUGUGGGCAAUGCGACAAAGACAACAAGGCCUGCGAACGUGACAAGGGAGACAAUCAAUGCCAGCGCUGCAAGUGGAAAGAGUACGAGUGCGGCAACUGGACGCACGAGAAGGUCAAGGAGUGCCCGGGCUGUGGCAAUUUCAUCAACAACGUCACAUUCAGCCAGCAUAGAAGAAAUAAUUGCAAGGGGAAGUGCAGCUACUGUCUCGACAAGGAGCUCCCACAACGAAAACCGUUGGGGGGGGCGCAGAAGAGGAAGAAGCCGCAGAAACGGAAGAAGCCGCAGAAGAGGAGGAAGCUGGAAGAAUACGAGAUGGAAGAGUGGGUAGGAGAUGGGACGGAAACGGAAGAUGAGGCAGAGGACGAGGAGUCGGAGGCAGAAUACGAGGAGACGGAGGACGAGGACGAGGAGUCGGAAGAGUGGGAAGGAGAUGGAAUGGAAACGGAAGAUGAGGCAGAGGACGAGGAGACGGAGGACGAGGAGAUGGAAGGAUAUGUGAUAGAGGGAGAAGAUGAGAUAGAAUGA